This is a messenger RNA of Psilocybe cubensis, 762 nucleotides long. RefSeq lists its product as uncharacterized. Gene Ontology annotation, cellular component: late endosome membrane; SNARE complex; Golgi apparatus. The transcript has 5 exons. Gene Ontology annotation, biological process: endoplasmic reticulum to Golgi vesicle-mediated transport; vesicle fusion. Gene Ontology annotation, molecular function: SNAP receptor activity; SNARE binding. Bases 1 to 762 code for a protein of 253 amino acids. NCBI's taxonomy places the organism in Eukaryota, Fungi, Basidiomycota, Agaricomycetes, Agaricales, Agrocybaceae. The record is from RefSeq and is a predicted model, not a curated record.
AUGAACUCACUGUAUACUUCCGGUGUACGCCAAACGAACUCUUUACAGGCAGACAUGGAAAGGCUGCGCAAUGGCGACACUUCAUCUGCCCUCAUUGGCCAAAUAUCCGCUUCAUUGUCUGCUAUGCAGCGGACAAUAGACGAUUAUGAUUCUAUGACCAAACGUGAAAUCAUUAAAGCAAAGCAAGAGAAAGCACAGAUGCGGGUACAGAAGUUUCGCGCAGACUAUGCAGACCUGAGAAGUCAAUUCGAACGCCUACGAGGAGAAGCUGCUGCUGCGCAACAAGAAGCCAACCGCGCAGAACUGAUUUCCGCCUCCUCCGCCUCCGCCUCUCUCUCAUCUGCCUCAGAUUCACGGCGGCGGUUCCAAAAUACUGUGCCCACGAACUCUACUCUGCACCCCGGCUUGCGACCUCAACAUGAAAUCGUUUCUGAAUCCCCUUUCCGCGGCUCAACCCCCCAGCCAGGCAUGGGUGGUCGCGAAUUCCGAGCUCUGGACGAACAUAGUUUCAUUCAAAGCACCGAUACCAAGUUGGACGAAUUUUUAGCUCAGGGGCGGGAGGUCUUGGACAACCUGCGCGACCAGCGGAAUAUUCUUAAGGGCACGCAGCGCCGCCUCUUAGAUACCGCAAACACACUCGGCCUCAGCAGGGAUGUGAUUGGCUGGAUUGAGAAACGAAGCACACAAGACACGUACAUUUUCUUGGGUGGUGCCGUUUUCACUUUCUUCUGUUUUUAUUUGAUAUGGCGAUACUUGGGAUAG